This is a messenger RNA of Nicrophorus vespilloides, 1035 nucleotides long. RefSeq lists its product as uncharacterized. Lineage: Eukaryota; Metazoa; Arthropoda; Insecta; Coleoptera; Silphidae. The record is from RefSeq and is a predicted model, not a curated record. Bases 327 to 809 code for a protein of 160 amino acids. The transcript is spliced from 3 exons.
UAGGAAAGAAUUGUUGAAUAUAUAGCAAUCAAAUAUAUUCGUCAUAUGUUAAAUCUUUUCUAUAAAUAGUGAUGAUAUGGUAUUCCUACGAAACAUGUGGUUGCAUUGAUUCAGAAUUAUUACAUUAUCUGUAAUGGGAUUUAGUCUGUCGUUUACAUUGGAUUGUUUACCAUUAUUUGACCUCGUGCUCGAAUAAACAAGAAGAUAUCCCCAAGAGAGGCCCAAUAUUGUGGGUGGACCAGAGUCUACGCUACUGCGCUACAUCUUGGUAUGCAUAAAUAAUACCAGUCAAACAACACCGGGACAGAAACAUUGCAUUCGACGCCAUGCAAAGUAUCUGCGAGAUUCUCAAACCAGAAACGGCCGGUUGGCUGUAUUUUAAGGUAACCUUUGUGGAUUUAGAGGAUAAAUUGGAAAACAACAAAGAUCUGAUUUGCAAGUAUAAAAGUCCCAAUGAUUACAAAACGACGUGCGGUGACCGAAUUGUUCUUUAUGAAUCCGAUUCGAGGUCCGUCAUGGAUUAUAUCUUAUUCGAAUGGGCUCCAAUUGGCGAUACACAAACAGUGAUUUUUAAAAAGGAGUGUCUUCCUAAGAACAAGCAAGGUUAUUUUCAUUUUUGUUACCUAUCGCGUGAAAAUGAAAUUUUAGGAGUAAGCAAUUCGUUUCGAUUUGUUGAUGCUGAACAUCAUAGAUUCGGCGUUUGUAGCAAUCAUAAUGAUUUAAGGACGGGACAUAAUCGAGGAGGAUUAUGUCUGCCAGAAAGUAUGGCCGGAUUCCGUCGUUCUAUACAGAAUCGUUCGAGCAGUUGAAACAUAUGUUGAAGGAUAUGUGACUUUAACUGCAUAUAGCUCACAUAGUCCUUUUUGUAAAGAUAAACAAUGUCGCUAACCUAACCGACUGAGCUUAAGUGAGAAAUAUACUGACAAUGUUUGAAAAUUGAUGAAAAGUGAUAAUUUCCAUUUUGGAAGAUUUGACUACCAAAUCUCUUGUUUAUAAUUAUAUGUAAAUACUUAUUUUUUGUACAAUAAAAUAAUG